CGUGGCUGACCACGCCUCUCAGUCAGAACGCGGAUGUUGCGCCUGUAUAUAAAUGAGACCUGGGGAAACCUGGAAGAGCAGCAGUGCAGCAGCAUCAGCUCCCUCACAUCCACCAACUGGCUUCUGUCCUCACCAGGUCCUGAGCACUAUGGCGUACCACAACGAAUUUGAGACUGCGGGCAAGAAGCCCGGCCUGCAGGUGUGGCGGAUAGAGAAAAUGAACUUGAAUCCUGUGCCUUCUGAACUCCAUGGGGAGUUCUUCACCGGGGACUCUUACAUUUUGCUCCACACCACCUCUGCUCCUUCUUACAACAUUCACUCAUGGAUUGGCAGCAAAACAUCUCCAGAUGAGAAAGGGGCUGCUGCCAUCCUCAUGAUCCAGCUGGAUGGUUACCUUAAAGGAAAUGCGGUGCAGUUCGCUGAGUUUCAAGACAAUGAGUCUAACGCCUUUAUGGGCUACUUCAAGUCUGGUGUCAAAUACAAGCAAGGAGGAAUAUCCUCAGGCUUUCAGCAUGUAACCAAGGAGACUGUCAAGCGCCUGCUGCACAUUAAAGGUCGUCGUGCGAUCAGAGCCAAGGAGGUGGAUAUGUCCUGGGAUAGCUUCAACAAAGGAGACUGCUUCAUCAUUGACUUGGGAGAGAUGAUUUACCACUGGGCUGGUAGUGACUGCAAUCGCUUUGAGUGCCUGAAAGCCACUGGUGUGGCCAUUGAGAUACGUGACAAUGAGCGAGGUGGCAGUCCUGAUAUUGUCUACAUUGAGGAAGGCAGUGAGCCAGAAGAAGUCAUUAAACUGCUGGGACCAAAACCCGACCUCCCACCAGCAACCUCAGACGAUAAAUCUGCUGAUAAGAAGAACAAGAACCUGGCAACUCUCUACUUGAUUUCUGAUGCGGCUGGUGACAUGAAGACAACUAAGGUGGCUGAUAAAAACCCUUUCCAACAAGACAUGCUCUCCAACAGUGAUUGCUACAUCUUAGACACUGGAGGACACAACACGAUCUUUGUCUGGAAAGGAAAGAAGGCGAGCACAGAAGAGCGCAAGGCAGCACUGGACGCUGCAAACAAGUUCAUCAAAGACAAGAAUUACCCCCAAAAUACUAAGGUCCUGGUAAUGCCAUCUGGAGCAGAGACAGCCGUGUUUAAGGAGUUCUUCUGCAAUUGGCUGGACAAGUAUGAGACUACAGGACGAAGUAAGCCCUUCAUCAUUGGCAAAAUCGCCAAUGUGGAGCAGAUUCCCUUCGAUUCCGCCAAACUCCACGACAACAAGGUUAUGGCUGCCAUUCACAACAUGGUGGAUGAUGGUUCCGGGGAUGUCAAGAUUUGGCGUGUGGAAAAAGGUCAAAGAAUACCUGUGGACCCAUCCACCUAUGGACAGUUCUUUGGAGGUGACUGCUACCUGGUGCUGUACUCCUACACUGCGGACAGUGGCAGUAAGAAGCAUAUCAUCUACACCUGGCAAGGACGGAAGUGCACUCAGGAUGAACUGACCACUUCAGCCUUUCUCACUGUCACACUGGACAACUCCAUGAGCGGGGUAGCUACACAGGUUCGUGUCACUCAGGGCCAAGAACCACCUCAUCUUGUGAGCCUGUUUAAAGAGAAGCCUUUGGUCAUCCACCUUGGUGGGACGUCGCGUAAGGAUGGUCAGAGCAAGCCUGCCAGCACACGGCUCUUCCAUAUCCGCCUGAGCUCCACCAAAGCCACACGGGCCGUUGAGGUGGAGCCCGUCGCCUCUGCUCUGAACACCAAUGACGUGUUUGUGCUGAAGGAAUCCAACUCUGUGACACUGUGGCUGGGGAAGGGUAAAACUACAGAAGAGCUGGAGGCAGCCAAGUAUGUCGCCAGCCUGCUCGGAGGAAAAGUCACUCAGGUGGAGGAGACUAAGGAGCCAGACAAUUUCUGGGCUGCACUGGGUGGAAAGAAGGAGUACCAGACCUCCAAGACCCUGCAGACCCAAAUCAGGGCUCCACGAUUGUUUGGUUGUUCUAACAAGACUGGCAGGCUCAUAGCAGAGGAGGUGCCAAGCGAGUUCACACAGCUGGAUCUGGCUCCUGAUGAUGUCAUGAUUCUGGACAGCGGGAACCAGAUCUUCAUCUGGGUCGGGAAGGAUGCCAAUGAGACAGAGAAAACUGAAUCACUCAAAAUCGCCAAAGAUUAUCUGAGUUCUGACCCCUCCGGCCGUCAAGAUAUCCCCAUCACCACCAUUAAGCAGGGUGAGGAGCUUCUAUCCUUCGUCGGCUGGUUCCAUGCCUGGGACCCCAAGUUGUGGGACAAAGAUAUGUUGCAGCACAUUCAAGAGUGUAUCAAAAAGGAUUAGCAGAAAAACUCAAAUCUCUAAAGAUCAAAUCCUUCCUGAAGCGCUUGGAGUGGGUGGAGCGCAGAGAUACAUGGAAAAAUAAAAAAAAAGGGGUUUUGCAAAAGGUCAAACGCUGUAAUUUAAAUAACACAACAAAGCCUAAAAUAAUAUUAAUAUUAUGAAACAGGACAGAGACAAACAAAAGCUUACUAUUGCCAGCUCACAGAAUUGAAAACAUUUCGAAUUAAACGUUUGCUGGAAAGGUUUGGGGUAUUUUCUUUGAUUAUUCUUUUCAUCAUUUUAUACAUGAAUCAAACUGUAAAGUGUUUAAUACCCAGUAAAAAGUAAUGAGGUACUAUUUAGACAUUUUACACAUUUCAUAGAUGAGGCACUGGAACAAAUGUUUUGCGAACAAAAAUGAAUGUAUAUUUUUUAUUAGAUAAAAAAGAUAUGUCCCUUUUUACAGCCUGGGUUUGUCAAGUCAAAUUCUGAAUUAUAAUAAAAGCAUCACCUAUUUCACAAA
Molecule: messenger RNA, 2819 nt
Organism: Hippoglossus stenolepis (Pacific halibut)
Lineage: Eukaryota; Metazoa; Chordata; Actinopteri; Pleuronectiformes; Pleuronectidae
Gene: scinla
Product: scinderin like a
Exons: 17
Coding region: 53-2317 (754 amino acids)
Biological process (GO): barbed-end actin filament capping; actin filament severing; actin polymerization or depolymerization
Cellular component (GO): actin cytoskeleton; cytoplasm
Molecular function (GO): actin filament binding; phosphatidylinositol-4,5-bisphosphate binding
Source: RefSeq, a predicted model, not a curated record